This is a messenger RNA of Penicillium manginii, 1137 nucleotides long. RefSeq names its product SRR1 family protein. The transcript is spliced from 3 exons. The record is from RefSeq and is a predicted model, not a curated record. Bases 1 to 1137 code for a protein of 378 amino acids. NCBI's taxonomy places the organism in Eukaryota, Fungi, Ascomycota, Eurotiomycetes, Eurotiales, Aspergillaceae.
AUGGGUGACGACACGGAUGAAGGCUAUGAGUCUAUCGUGAGCUCGACCUCGGGCCAGUCCUGCACAACCUGGGCAGGUAUUCAGGGUACUUUGGCCGAUCCGCGGGAAAAAGAAAGCAAGGAGCAGGUAAUUGCUAAAAUCGAUGCACUUUAUGAGUCUGGCGUCCCCUUCUUUACCAAACGGGCUAUCCGUGCACUCUCAGACCAACUGAAGACUAAAACCACACCCGGAGAUAAAAUCGUUACGGAGGACUUGACUGGUGCUAGCAUCGAAUGGAAAGUGAAAAUCGGAAAAUCCAUUGAGCUCAUAUUCGGCGAGGAUUGCCCGGAGAAUAGGAAGGAAUGUGUCUACUCUGAGGCUGGGGUAGGGUACAGAUCACGAUCUAUGCUAAAACAGUCAUUGGACUGGUAUGGCGUUGAAGACACGGCUUACGAGCCCCUGUCUUUGACGUACCGGAUAUGCCGACUUGACCCCAACAGUAAGACCAGGGAGACUAUCCCCGAUGACUUGGAGAAUAUAAAAGACCGCGAAACGGUAACCAAAGACUUCCAAGAGAAGUUUCAGGCCUGGGAAGAAAGCGAAACUUGUGCUCAUUUCAAAUCAAUCUUGUCUUCGGAGGUCAGUGGCCACGAAAUCAACAAGAUCGUGGGUCUAGCCUGCGGUAGCUUAGCCUUGCCAAAUAACGAACAGGCCACAAACCAAACUGCGGUGCUGGUUAGCGUGAGAAAGUGGUUGAAGGAACGGGAGAAGAAAGAUGAUAUCUCUUGUUACAUUCAGGACCCGAUGAACACAUCUGUUGACAGAGAAGUUCUCACAGAUAUCGGGUUCGAAAUGAUUGAUGAUCCUCGCGGCUGGCUUGAGAUUGACGAGCGAUCGGUCGUGCUUUCGGUGGCUCCAAAUGUACCUGUGAAGGAGAUUAUCGCAGACACCGCAAGACCCGCUGUUGUGAUAUGGAACCGAGUCCCUGAUGAGGACACAGACUCAACUGACCCCGACACGGCCCGCGUUCGAGAGAUGAUGGCAGGGUAUAAGUUGCAUGAAUUUGGAGACGAAGAGAGGUGGGCGGAUGUGGCUAUCUAUACCCGCGAAUCCAAGGUGGCUCCCGUUCCUAGAGCGGAUGGUAUGUUCCAGAAUUGA